UUCUGACUUUAUUUAUGUUAUGCAGACACUAAAUAUGGGAUCCCUCUUUUAUGCAACUUUGAAUUCACUAUCAUACUUUUAUAUGGUUUUCUCAUGGGGAGGGUACGCUUUUAUCAUUAACCUUAUUCCAAUGCAUGUACUCCUGUGCAUAGUUACUGGUCGCUAUUCUUCACAGCUGUACAUUGCAUAUGCACCUCUUGUUGUAUUGGGCACACUGCUGGCUGCCCUAGUGCCUGUUGUUGGGUUUAAUGCUGUAAUGACAUCAAAGCAUUUUGCAUCCUUUCUGGUUUUUAUUAUCAUCCAUGUGGUGGCUCUUAUGUACCAUAUUAAAGGGAUUCUUUCCCCGAAAAUUUUCAAAGUAGCUUUGGCACUAGUUGUUUCCAUUGGCCUAGCAGUGUGUUGUGCAAUGGUAGCAGUAAUAAUAGCUCUUGUAGCUUCUAGCCCAACAAAGGGUUGGAGUGAAAAAAGUUUAAGUCUACUUGAUCCGCAAUAGUUCAGCGUGAAAAUAAGCACUCUAGAAGCAAAUAAUCAAGACAAAAGAAGGAUUGGAGUAAGGACAGAGAUUAUCAUGACAAAGUGCACCCAAAGCUAUGAUGGAGAUUUUAUGUAUUAAGAGCUACAUGUUAAGACAUUUAUAAUUAAAAAAUUAUGUUAUGUUAGAUACUUUAUUUGUAUAGGGGUUAUUAUUUUUUAUUUUUAAUACUAAAAAAUAAUAUAUUAUGUUUAAGACAUUGUUUAUGAGUUAUAUAAUAUUUUGUUUAUGAGUA
Arachis ipaensis is the source of this 767-nucleotide messenger RNA. Its product is annotated as dolichyl-diphosphooligosaccharide--protein glycosyltransferase subunit STT3A-like. Gene Ontology annotation, molecular function: oligosaccharyl transferase activity. Gene Ontology annotation, cellular component: membrane. NCBI's taxonomy places the organism in Eukaryota, Viridiplantae, Streptophyta, Magnoliopsida, Fabales, Fabaceae. The record is from RefSeq and is a predicted model, not a curated record.